Columba livia (rock pigeon) is the source of this 3215-nucleotide messenger RNA. It is a transcript of the gene LRWD1, whose product is annotated as leucine rich repeats and WD repeat domain containing 1. Gene Ontology annotation, cellular component: nuclear origin of replication recognition complex. The coding region runs from base 726 to 2981 and encodes 751 amino acids. Lineage: Eukaryota; Metazoa; Chordata; Aves; Columbiformes; Columbidae. The record is from RefSeq and is a predicted model, not a curated record. Gene Ontology annotation, molecular function: chromatin binding; protein binding. The transcript has 17 exons. Gene Ontology annotation, biological process: chromatin organization; establishment of protein localization to chromatin.
GCCUGUGGCACCGGGCUCUCCUGGGUUUAGGCGAGGCCCAGCUGCUGUGGGGUGGUUAGAACUAAACUCAUUUUAUUCUCUGCUGCGGUAGUCUGGCCAAAUCGACAGUACGACUGCAACCCUGAGAGGUGCUGCUGUGGGGCAGGCGGAGCUCCCGCGGUGUCACAGGUGACACAGCUGUGUCCGAGGUGUCAGGGUGGUCAAAAAGAAGGUGACAGGAGCAUCGACAGUCAUUGGUGUCAAAUUCUUCUUACUGGUACUUAGGGAGGUUUGUUAUGUUCAGCAGGUAAGGGCCUGGCGGGCCGGUUGGCUUUCAGUGACAGCUCUGUCACUCGGAGGGUCAAACCCUGAACAGCUGCUGUUCAAACUGUUUCUCAGGCUCAAUGCUCUUUAUGCUGGUGUAAAAUAUUUCAUGCAGGACAGACCCUCCUUGCUCACAGGUGUUAACAAAGCAAUGCUGAAGUGCUGGGUCUGGGUGCUGUAGGUGUGUCACGGUGCUGAAGUCGAGCCUAAGGACAGCUUAGUGCCUCACAUGUUCCUCGCGAUGUACUGGAGUGGCGUUUAGGCAGCGCUGAGACUAACUCAAAAGGACAGUUGCGAGCCUGGCCUUGGAGCUCUUUUCUCUUUAUUUCCCUCUCUUGGAAACUGUGUCAGAGUGGAAGGUUGCAAGAAGAGAUCCUACAGCUGCUCGAUCAGCGAUUCCAGCAGAGGGGUGGAGAUCAAAAAUGUCAAAAAUUACUACAGAACUUCUUUUGGAAAGAGCGGUUCCAAGAUCUACGAGGCUCCGAAAGAUCGAGACGCUGAACCUGUCCAAGCUACAGCUGAAGACUGGAGACUUAGACCCGCGUUUGUUUUCCCGUCUGAGGCAUCUGCAGAAACUGGAUCUCUCUGAUAAUUUACUGGACAAAUUUCCCAACAGUCUAACCUUGCCUGAUCUGCGUGUCCUAAACUGCAAUAACAACAAACUGGAAGAUGUAACUGCUCUGAAACAGUUUCCACUGCUCGAGGAGCUAACCUAUGAGAACAACGUGUACUUGACACUCAAUGAUGACUAUAAAGUAAUGUUUCUUUUGCAAAACCUUCGGCUACUCAAUGGCAAGGACAUAACCAAACUGGCUAAUCAUGUGAGGCGUGUCAACAGUCGUAAGCUCACCAGCAAGGUUACCGCUCACUGGAAAAAAUUCUUCCGUGACCAACUUCCUGAGAAAUACACGGCUGAGCAAGUGAAGUCCGUCAAGAAAAAGUUCCUGAAGUCAGUACAAACCAAUGUAGUAUAUGGACCCAGCUCACUCAGCGAAUUCACCCGCUGGCGGGUGAAAAUGAUUGCAGAAGAGUUUCUGGCACAGUCACUGGGUCUGGAGUUAAGCACAGAUACUGAAGCAGAGGAGAAGACAGAUGAGGAUGAGGAAGAAACCACAGAAAGCCCCAGGGAAGCUGCAGAGGAUGUGGGUCAGGUCACAGUAACGCCCAACAAGAGGAAAAGAAACAAUUCAAAAGCAGGCUCUGGAAACAAGAGGUCCAAGUCACAGGCAAACACCGAGGAGGAGGCUGUAGUUAAUCCCCAGAAGUCCAGUCACGUGCAGGAUGACCCAGCUCCUGAUACACCAAGAACAUCAAACCAGCCAGCCAAAGAGGCAACACCAGAGCAGGGAGCUGAAGGGACACAUAAGAAUGGAGAGCAGUUUCCCAGGGGGCAAAGCAACAGAAGAUCCAGCCAGCUGACAGGGGAACAGAAAAGCCAGGAGGAGAACAACGGGGUUGUUAGCUUGACCCCAGUGAAGAUCUCCAAGGGCAAGGAGGAUGUCAGUGCAGAGCCAUUGCAUUUUCUUCAGUGUCACAGUAAAGGCAACAGCCGCGAGGAUUUUAAAACGCAGCUCUGGUCCUGUGUCUUCGAGCCAUUGCUAGACUGUGGAGCCAGGAAAGAUCCCAUUGUGAGCUCCUCCAGAACUGUGGCAACAUGUGGAGGGGAAUCCGUCUGUCUGAUUGAUUGUGAGACGGGGACGGUGCUGAAAAAGUAUAAGGUGGUGACAGAGGAGUUUUUCAGCGUUGCAUGGACAACCCUCACAAUGGUAAUCGGCGACGGCCGGAAAAAAUCUCAUAAUAUCUUGGCUGCUGCUGGGAGGAGAGGGAUCGUCAAACUGAUUCACGUGGCGGCUGACUUCUGCUAUGGAGAGAUAAAGGCUCAUAAAAAGCCCAUUGCUACUGUCUGCUUUGGCCCAACUCGAGAAACUCACCUCUUCACUGCAUCCUAUGACAAGCGAAUUGCACUCUGGGAUAUUGGGAUUCCAGACUGUGACUACAAUUUCAAAGCAAGCCAGCUGCUGGUGCUGGAGGUGCUCUCCAUCCCCUUACGGAUUGCCCUGGUCCCCACCUGCCCAGAUCAGUACUUGCUGGCUGGCUGUGAAAGCGGCUGCUUUGCCUGGAAUAUAAAACUGGAUAAGGAGCAAAAAAGCAGGCCUUUUGAAGCCGUAUUCCAGUUUCCCGAUGAGGACGGAGCCAUGACGACAUCCCACAGGGUUGAUGGUUUGGCUUUUCUGAAUGAUGAUGUCAUUGUUUCCAAGAGCUCUAAACCAGGCUGCAUCUACGUGUGGAGCUGGAGUCGCUCUUUUGACGCGAAGGGGAAAGGAUGUCAGCGAACGGUGUCUGCGGUUAUUCUAGCUGAGCUGGAAUGGUCCAUGACAGACAUGUCCUACCUGACCCUCAGCACCUGCCCAGCAAAAGAAUAUGUGUUCUGUGGUGAUGAGAAGGGAAGUGUGUGGAUGUACAGCCUCUCAAACUACACCACAGCGUGGAACUCUGCAAAGGGCAAACGCUCAGACAAGAGGAUCUCGCCUGCACAGAUUCUCAAGUGGCCGGAGCUUCGAGCAAAUGGGGAGCAGCUGACUGAAAUCCUAAUAAACAAUGUGGUAUCAGACCCCACAUUCACUUACCUUGUUGUUCUAACUGGUGUGAACAUAACGGCAAUUUGGAAGAAGUCAUAGUUCCUUGUAAGAGUUUCAUUCCCGUGCUUUGCAAUAGUGCAGUAUUAGUGACUGUUACCCAUGUAACCAUGACGUUUUCUAGACCCGCUAUUACAUGCAAGAGAAGAAAAAAAGGUAAGAGUUUGUUAAACUCAUCAAGUCAUUGUAAACAUCCAGUUUCUUUUACUGUAAGUUUUCACAAUUUGUGCAUUUGUUUUAUAGAAAUGACACGUAAUAAAACAAACUACCAGUUCA